GUUAGUACAUCUGCGAGCCGGCGGGAUAUUUUCUAUAAAGUUUGUAUUAAAAACAAAACAACCGAAGUGACAAUGAGCUUCGAAGUUUUUUCUUAUGAGAGCUUGGUUCAUGCUGUGGCAGGAGCAAUGGGAAGUGUGACUGCAAUGACUGUAUUCUUCCCUCUUGAUACAGCCAGAUUACGGCUUCAGGUGGAUGAAAACAGGAAAGCUAAAUCAACUCCAGCCAUCCUGGCAGACAUCGUCAAAGAAGAAGGAUUACUCUCUCCCUACAGAGGCUGGUUCCCCGUCAUCUGCAGUCUCUGCUGCUCGAACUUUGUCUACUUCUACUGUUUCCACUGCAUCAAGGCCGGCUCGCUGAAGGGAAAACAGUCAACUCCCAGCACGGACUUAAUCGUAGGCAUCGCUGCAGGUGUUGUGAACGUACUGGUUACCACUCCUCUGUGGGUGGUCAACACCAGGCUGAAGCUUCAGGGCUCCAAGUUUCACAACGCAGACAUUCGGCCCACCAACUACUCCGGCAUUCUGGACGCUCUUGUGCAGAUCAGCCGUCAGGAGGGCGUCGGAGCCCUUUGGAACGGGACCUUCCCGUCUCUGCUGCUGGUGCUGAACCCCGCCAUCCAGUUCAUGAUCUACGAAGGCCUGAAGAGGCAGCUAAGAAGAGAAGUCCCCAGGGAGCUGUCAUCACUGGAGGUGUUUGUGAUCGGCGCUGUCGCCAAAGCUGUUGCCACCACCGUUACGUACCCUCUACAGACCGUACAGUCCAUUCUUAGGUUUGGUCAGUUCAACGCACCAGCAGACAAGUCCAAGCUGCUGUCCAGCCUGCGGACGAUCAAGAGUCUACUUGUCAACAGAGUUAGGAAGUAUGGCGUGUUGGGUCUGUUUAAGGGCCUGGAGGCUAAGCUGCUGCAGACUGUGCUGACUGCCGCCCUCAUGUUCCUUCUCUAUGAGAAGAUCGCCAGCUGCACGUUUAAAGUCAUGGGACUGAGCAACGGCCACCACAAGAAACGCUAGCUAACC
Molecule: messenger RNA, 1017 nt
Organism: Nematolebias whitei (Rio pearlfish)
Lineage: Eukaryota; Metazoa; Chordata; Actinopteri; Cyprinodontiformes; Rivulidae
Gene: slc25a17
Product: solute carrier family 25 member 17
Exons: 9
Coding region: 73-1011 (312 amino acids)
Biological process (GO): transmembrane transport
Cellular component (GO): peroxisomal membrane
Molecular function (GO): FAD transmembrane transporter activity; FMN transmembrane transporter activity; AMP transmembrane transporter activity
Source: RefSeq, a predicted model, not a curated record